AUGAAAAAUUCUCUGAAGUUUACAUCCGAAAAACCCAAGAUUAUCACACAGUUACCUAUACCAGCAAAUGAAACUCAAAAUAUUAAAGACGCUCUUUUAAAAAUGAUAAUAAAAUCAUUUAAAUAUAUCGAUAAUGCAAACAUCGCUAAAGCUUGGGAUUUGUACUUAAAGUUAGAAAAUUAUAGACUUUUAAACGAUUCGCCUAUUAAAUUUCAACAACAAUUAGUGAAGUAUUACAUCAAAAAAUCUGAUAUGCAAAAAGUCAAAAUUCUCAUUAGAAAUCUAAAACUUAGAAGUAAUGAUGAUGUAUGGUUGCGUUAUUUAACCAUAAUGGAACAUAUAUCAAAUUUUGAUAUGAAUGAAGCAAUAAAAUUAUUCGGUGAUUUAGUAUCGGCUGAUAAAGAAAUACCAAAAGAUUCCAUGCUUAACAUGUUGGUUGCACUUGUGUGUCACAGUAAUGUUAAAGCAAUAGAUGAUGUUUUCAUAUUUGCUGAGAAAUGGGCUGAAAAGUUAUAUUGUCCAUCUGCUGUGGAAGUUUAUAAUACAUUGAUUUCAGGUUGCGUUAAACAAAAAGAUUUCAAGAGUGCCUAUUCAAUAUUGGAAAUUAUGCGACGUAAAAAUCUGCAACCAAGUCAUGUAACUUAUAAUAUAUUAAUAAAUCUUUGUGCAAAACUUGAAAAGAAGAAAGAAGCAGAGGCUUUAUUCCAAGAUAUGUUGGAGGCAAACAUUCAACCUAAUGUCAGAACCUAUUCUAGUCUUUUUGAAGUAUGUGGAAAAGUAAAAGAUAUAUCUUCAAUCGAAUACUAUUUUAAACAUAUGAGUCGAAGAGGUGUUAAACCUAAUCAUCAUACUUAUAGCAUCUUAAUCACGGCAUAUGGUCGUGCUGGACUUUGUAAAGAAGCUAGUCGAUGGUUUUAUCAUAUGGUGGUAGUAUCUAAUUUAUCUCCAAACUUAAUAACCUACACAUCAUUAAUGGUUGCUUGGAUGCAAAAAAAUGGUGUUAACGAGCAAGUUGUGGAUAGAAUCUUUAAAGAUAUUAAAAAAGCAGGAAUAGAACCGGAUGCUAUCGCGUAUACUGCUCUUAUUACUGCUAAAGCAAGAUGUCGCAAGUUUACAGAAGCUGUCCAUGUUUAUCAAGAAAUGCUUGCAAACAAUAUAAAACCUACAGUGGUUACGUAUUCUGCCCUAAUUGAUGCAUCUGUUAUGUUGGGAGACUUAAAUACAUCGCUUCGAUUAUUUGAUGACAUGAAAAAAACGGAUAUUGCACCAAAUGAGUAUAUAUAUUGUAGCGUAAUGAGUGCUUAUAUUAACCAAAGAAUGCUUCCAGAGGCAUUUGAUACCUAUCAAAAAAUGCUAUCACAGGGUAUUCAACCAGAUACCACUUGCAUCAAUUGUUUGAUGGACGCUUGUAACAGAGAACGGCAAAUAGAUCGUGUUUUUGAAUUGUAUAAUAGUUUGGUCAAAAAUCCAAAUCUUGAACCUGAUGAACGUACAUUCACUAUUUUUCUUGAUUCAUGUGCUUAUAAUGGUCGUGUAAAUGAGGGCAAGUCAUUUUUCACAAAUCUUGUGAAUAAUUGCUAUCCGCUCAGUGAACGCAACUUCUAUGCUUAUAUUAAUUUGUUAGGAAUAAAUCAUUAUGGACACGAAAUUAUUGAUACAUUAAGAUUAAUGAAGAAAAGGCACGUAAAACCGAGUAGAUUCACUGUUUUAAUGUCUAUAAAUUACAUUUAUGAUGCAGAGCAAGCAGACCAUUUUUAUUUAAUGAAAAAUAUUUUAGAAGGGUGGGUUGAUAAAGAUGUUAUUCCACGUUGGCAACAAAUUAUCCAAUUUAGAAGAAGACAUCGUUAA
Molecule: messenger RNA, 1848 nt
Organism: Racocetra fulgida
Lineage: Eukaryota; Fungi; Glomeromycota; Glomeromycetes; Diversisporales; Gigasporaceae
Source: the annotation of a GenBank genome assembly